This is a messenger RNA of Andrographis paniculata, 2081 nucleotides long. Its product is annotated as trihelix transcription factor DF1-like. Lineage: Eukaryota; Viridiplantae; Streptophyta; Magnoliopsida; Lamiales; Acanthaceae. The transcript has 2 exons. Bases 117 to 1592 code for a protein of 491 amino acids. The record is from RefSeq and is a predicted model, not a curated record.
CCCCUCCCCUCCAUUAGAUAUUAUUCAUUUUUAUUUUUAUUUAUUUAUUUAUAUUUUUCAGCUGGUAAUUGAGGGAAAACGACUUCUCUGCUAGCUUGAUCCUGUAAUUCCUCCUCAUGCUCGGUGCUACAUCCAGCGACCUCGUGAGCUCCUCCGCCGCCGCUACAGGCGGCAUCAUCGAGGUCGGUGCUUCCACCGGAGCCGCUGUAAUGGAAGAUAGUGACACAAUUGGAGGCGGCGGUGCAGGCGGCGGCGGCGGAGCGGGGAAUCGGUGGCCGAGAGAAGAGACUUUGGCUUUACUCCAAAUUCGAUCUGAUAUGGAUGCUGCUUUUAGAGACUCCAGCCUUAAAGGUCCAUUAUGGGAAGAAGUUUCCAGGAAAAUGGCGGAGCUUGGAUUUCAACGAAGCUCUAAGAAAUGCAAAGAGAAGUUCGAGAACGUGUAUAAAUACCACAAGCGAACAAAGGAUGGCCGAGCUUCAAAAUCCUACGGCAAAACCUAUCGUUUCUUCGAUCAAUUACAGGCUUUGGACAACGCUCCUCCUCCGCCCACCGCCGCCGCCGCCGCCGCUCAACCACCGUCAAUGGCGGCGACAUCCGUCGGUACGCUUCUCCCUAAUUUCCAUCCACCGCCUGCUGCUGCUGCUGCCAUGGAUCCUCCUCAAAACCUGGGGUGGAACAACUACUCCGCAUCGUCGUCUUCCUCCGCCACCUCCACCUCCUCCGACGAGGAAAUCCAGCGGCGGAGGGGGAAGAAGAGGAAGUUGAAAGACUUCUUUCAGAAGCUAAUGAGAGACGUGGUGCAGAAACAGGAGGAGUUGCAGAAGAACUUUCUAGAAACUCUCGAGAAACGAGAGCUAGAUCGAAUGGCGCGCGAGGAAUCCUGGCGAGCUCAGGAAAUAACCAGGCUGAAUCGAGAGCACGAAAUCCUUUCUCAGGAGAGAUCCAUGGCCGCCGCCAAGGACGCCGCCGUCAUCUCAUUUCUCCAAAAGGUAUCCAAUCACCAAAACCUCCAUAUCCCAAUCACCACCGCUCCGCCACCGCCACCGCCGAUCGCCGCACCGCCGCUGUCAACAGUAACACCAUCAUCAGCAGAAAACCAGAGCGGCGGGGGCGCCGCCGCCGGAAGCUCGUCGCGGUGGCCAAAAUCUGAAGUAGAAGCCCUAAUCGAGCUGCGAAUGAACAUGGAGGUAAAGUAUGAGGAGAACGGUCCGAAGGGUCCACUGUGGGAGGAGAUAUCGGCGGCCAUGGCGAAGCUAGGGUACAGGCGGAGCUCGAAGAGGUGCAAGGAGAAAUGGGAGAACAUCAACAAGUACUUCAAGAAGGUGAAGGAAACCAACAAAAGAAGAGGCGAGGAUUCCAAAACCUGCCCUUACUAUCAUCUCCUCGACGCCAUAUACAAAGAGAAGGCCGCCGCCGCCGCCCUGCAAAUGCCGCCGAUAAUGGCGCGCCCGGAGCAGCAAUGGCCACACCAGGAUUCUGCAUUAAUGCUGCCAGAUCAACAUACUAACGACAAUAAUGGCCGCGCCGGCGACGGCGACGGAGAUUAUGAGAUUGGUACAGACGACCCGCCGGCGACAAACGCGGCGGACUGAGAGAGAAAUUAAAUAGACGAAUAGAAUGGAGGAGGUGGUGGCAGUGGAGGUGGAGGUGAAGGUGUUAAAAUGAGAGGCAGAAUUGCAGGCAGGCAGGCAGUAGUGUCAGAAGGGGGGUGGGGGUGGGGUGGGCGAUGGCGAUGCAUGAAUGAGCUUGACAGAUGAAAUGGGGGGUGAAGGUGGUGGAGCCAUUUGGGUGAGUUUCAGAGUUUAUUUAUUUUUGGCUUAUUUUUUUAUUUAAUUAUUUAUUUUGGAGGCAUGAAUAAAUGAAUUGAAGGAAUGAGUUACCAUUAAUCAUAGUUAUAUAAUUUUAACUUAUAUAAUAGUAUCAUGUAGUAUUAUUAUAAUCGAGCAGAUUUAGCAGGCUAGCAUUUAAUUAGUGGUUGGAUUGAUUUGUUUAGUUAUUUCCGUACGAUUUAUUCAAAUUUGGAACACCUACCUACUCAUUAUAAGUUUAGAUAACUUAUGGAAUAAUUACUAUUUAUAUUA